Rodentolepis nana is the source of this 312-nucleotide messenger RNA. Lineage: Eukaryota; Metazoa; Platyhelminthes; Cestoda; Cyclophyllidea; Hymenolepididae. The record is from the annotation of a GenBank genome assembly.
AUGAUUUCGAACAUUUUCGGUAUGAAGAAAACCGAAUCCAAAUUUAUGCUUAUUCAAGCAACCGCCAUAUUUUCGUCGGUUAUUCAUUUCGAACUUCGUUUUGAACGCGUUGUGGUCGUGACCUGUAGGAUGAAUCGUAAUGGUGGAAAGAAGAAGCCUUUAAAGAAACCAAAGAAGGCAGAAAAAAUCGUGUAUGAAGAUGAUUCGGCGAAUAAUCAGAAGGAGAAAAUUAACGCGAAACUAUUGGAGGAAGCUAAGAAGAAGGCUCAAAAAGGACCACUUGGUGUCGGCAAGAAUAAGAUCACCAGAUAG